UCAGAAAAAACUAAGCUGUAACCGCUAAAAAAUUGGAUUUCAAAAGAACAAAAGGUGUUUAAGGGAACAUAGAACAUACCAAUGUACCUGAAGAACAUAGUUGACUGUUUUUUGUUUGUUUCAUUUAUAGAACUAAAGCAACUUUUAUUGUAGACGAACCUAAAGUUUUAUUUGUCUCUAAAUUAGUCUUCUGCUUUGCGCUCACUACAGUCUAAUAGCUACAACUAGAAGCCCUGGUUGUAUGCCAAAAAACAGGACAUUCUUACUUGCAUGGUGAUAAAUUUACUAUGUCUUAGUAAAGAACAGUAGUAAUCACUUAAACACACUCAGACCCCUGGACAAAGUGAUAGAUAUAGAGAGGGACGGGUAUUCUGGGGCCCCAGGAGGGAUACCAUAACAUUCAUGCAGCUGACGCUCUUUGGGAGGCAGGUGGACGUGAUGCUGAAGAGCAGAUUGGAAAGUGUGGAUUCAGCAGAACAUGACCUGGCCACACUUGAGGAAAAGAAGAAAAAUGAAAAAGGAGACGAUUCUAGUUCUUCAGCUCCAAGCACGGCAAAGGUACCUUUAACAUCUGAGCUAGAAGACAUGUUAAUGAAGCAACAAGAUGAAUCCACUGUCCACCAAAAUAGGAUGCUAAAACCUAUCCAGAAAGUGCAUGAACUGCUCCGUGACCAUGGAAGGGAAAUCAAGGAUAACCAGAAACAGCACUGUCAUAUUCUAAGACAUGGAUUUCAGAGAAUAGAGAAAAAGAUGGAUUCAAUGACUAAUGCAUUGUCCAAAGUCCACAAAAGCAUUCUUAGUCUUUCCCAGGGCAUGUUAGCUUUGGCCCGUCAGACUGCCACCAUGAACGCUGAACUGGUGAAAACUAAUAAUCAGAUUGUUUCCACCUUCCAGCGCCUUGUCCAACUCAAAGAGCUUGAACUUUCCAAAAAUCCUUCUCAGUCAUCUACGCCAACAGAGCCAAGCAACUCUAACAGUUCUGCAAUGUCACGGAGAUACCGAACCCGAGGAGGAAGGAGACUUUAUACCUAAAGACACAACAGAAGCUGUUUAAUGUUUGGUCUAUACAGCUAUGGGAGAGUUCCACUAACAUUACAUUUUUGAGCUUGCUUUGCCUUUUUGAUUUUGAAAGAACUUAAGUUUUUUUCUAGUAACUUAUGGUUUUAGAGCUUCUAUUAAAACUUUUCUUUUAGAAAGCAAUGUUUUGUUGUUACUUAAUUCUUUUUGUAUCACUAUAUACAAUUAGGCCAAAUUAGUAACAGUUUUGGUAGUAUUCUUGGCCAAAACCUUCUGUUCAAAGAGUACAUUUGGUCAUACAUGAAAUUCAGCUCAUAUGUAAGAUACAAAGGAGAAAAACCACUGCCAGGUACUUCCAGCAGCACUUACCUCCCUAAAACAACAAAUGAUCCUUGUUGACAGUAGAAAGGGAGAUAAUUGACCUGCUCCCAUAUACAUUAGAAUUCUGGCAAGCAUAGACAGGAUAUGCUGAUUUUUAUCUAAUCUUGCUUCUCGUGGUUGUCAUGUUCUGGAUGUUCCUUAUCAUAUAAGCCCUUUUUGAUAAAAAAAAAAAAAAGAUCAAGUGUCAAAACAAAGGAGAGAGGAAGCAUUCACUAACAUUUUCUUAGGAAAUGUUUCAUCUCUCUCUUGUGUCAAGAACCAAUCAUGUUUUUGAUGAAUGAUGAUCUCCUGAACUAUUCUGUUGUAAAAUAUGCUAAUUUGAAAUAUGCAAAAUUUGAGGAAUAAAUUAAAGACUCAAUAUUGAGUUCUCUAGAUCCACUCUGACAAAAAUUGUCUUUUGAGUGUUUUAGUAUUAAAACUAUGUUACAUUGUACUUGCUGAAAAUGUUAUGAUCAGAUGAUCUGGUAGAUUCCAAAGUCGCCUUUUGAAUUACCAAAUGUUCUCAUGAAAAUAAGAUGAGAAUAGACCAGCAAAUACCAAAUGUCUGUGCAAAUUUAGCAUGAGCCAAAUACCUUACAGGAAUUCAGUAAAGGGGUUUUCUCCCCACCAAUCAGCUGACUGUAGUGUUUAUAGCACCUUGGUGAACACUCUGGCUUCUUCAUUACCAGGUGUUUAGCUUUGAACAUUUCUAAGUGGCUGUGCCUAGUACUACUCACAGCAAAGUCCCAGUUUAAUUGGGAAUAAGCUGUAGAACACUUUAUUUCCAGGCAUGGCCGCUACACAGUGUAUGGCAAUGUACCUGGUAAACAAAUUUGCGACUGAAGUCCUCUUCUGUUCUACAAUCAGUCGAUGGGUGUAGUACCGGGAAGUUGGACUCCUCCUUGGUGUAAGAAUAGUCCAUCAAUAUUAUAGUCCCGGAAAACCCUUUUAAAUAAAUUAAGGUUGACCAGUGCUCUGUUUCUGCUGUUGGUUAUGAACUGUGGGCAAUGUAUUUUAAACCUUUAUAUUGUAUAUAUAUAUUUACCUGUUACUUUUUCUGAAAUUCUGAAAUCUUUAAAGAAAGAGGUACUAAAACACUCUAAUCAAAAUAUGUUAUUAAAAGACCUACAAAUAUGAGGAUUAAACUAAAUAAAUUAAAUAUAGUAUUUAUAUUUAACACUCCAUAGAGUUUCUUUUUAUUAUUAUUUUUAUAAAUUGCUACACACAAAAUAUGCUUAGAAAAUAGAUUGUGCCUUAAUAACACAAAAAAAUACGCUAUAAAACACAAUCAUCGCUACUGUAAAUGUUUUAGAACAUGUCAGAUAAUCCCAUCAAUCUAUAUACUGCUUUACAAUGUGGGUUUUACGUAUGCCAGCAAAUUCCUUAGCACCGUAGGACACAAUUUCUUAUUGAUAGAGGCAAAGAGUGAGGAAAUCCUCAAGACAUUUUCAUGUAUCUUAAGAUAGAGAUAUAUUUCCGAUACAAUGAUAGAAAGACUAGGAGGGGAGAGAAUUUAAAAUAGGAAUAUCCCCUAUUGCUUGUAUGAAAUGGAGAGAUCAAUUAUACAUUAUGGGAAGACGCACCUCAGUCUCAUGCAGCGCAGCUUUGAUUGUGUGAGAUUCAGAGGGAAGGUGCCGCUCUAGAGAAGUUAUGAAAGUGUCCGAGACAGAGGUAAUGAGAUGGGUGGAAAGAAAUAAUGUGAUUCAGGCUCAGGAGGGAUGGGAUGAAUCAUAUUGUAUUUGGAUGUAUGGAUAUGUUUUCUACUGUGCUACAAAUCUAUUGGUCAACACCAUUUCCAUAAAAUACUACUGAUAUUUUUUCUUUUCUUUGUAACAAUUACACUUAAUGUUCUCUCUUGGAAUAAUAUGACAUAGAAAAUUCAGUAACAUUGUCCAGGUGUAUUCCUGCUAAUCAAAUCUGACUGUUUCAAAUAAUAUGUAAUCAUCUGUUACAGUUUAUACAUUUAAUAAAGUGA
This is a messenger RNA of Hyla sarda, 3352 nucleotides long. RefSeq lists its product as uncharacterized. The record is from RefSeq and is a predicted model, not a curated record. Lineage: Eukaryota; Metazoa; Chordata; Amphibia; Anura; Hylidae. Bases 403 to 1032 code for a protein of 209 amino acids. The transcript has 2 exons.